UUGUUUUGGUUUUUUUGGCCAAUCGACCAUCAAACAACAACAACGAUACAAUGCACCAUUGACCAAUUUGAGUUUUCACUUUUUUUUUGUUAUUAUUGUCGUUGGUUUCUUGAUCGUUUUUUUUUAAUAUAUGGAUUCACGUUCGUUCAUUGUCUACUAUAGUACGCGUUAAUGACAUAAUGACAUUUUGUUGCCUGUAACCACAACCACCACCAUUGGAAAUAUCAUCAUCAUUGUUUUUUUGAUGAUUAUAAUGAUGGUCGAUUGUUGUUGUUAUAGUUGCUGUCAUCAACGCUAUAUUAUUAUUAUAAUGUGCCAUCAUAAUUGCUGUUCUGAGAAUCAUCAUCAUCUCUUUUCGUAUAGAAGAAAUUAAUGGUUGCCAUUAUUUAUCCUCGUCAUUUUCAUCCAUUAUAGUCAUGAAAAUAGAGCACCCUUCUGGCAUGAAAUAAUCUUCCAACUAUUUUAUGCACAUUAUUAUGCAAGCAAUCAAACCAUACGCUCAAAAUUUUUUUUUUCAAAGAAAAAAAAUAUCGAUUUUUUUUUCUUUCAUCGAUUGAUCUCAACCAACUGACAAGAACUGAAUACGAUGAAACAACCGUACAGAAUUCUAUAGUAAUUUGCCAAAACAAAAAAAACGAAACAUUGAUCGUUUCAUAUAUAUUUUUCUGACUGAAUUCUGAGUUUUCGCUCAAUUGAAAUCGACAUAUUUUUCCGUCAUCAUACAUACAUUUUAACAAAACCAUCCUAAAUUCCAUCACAUUAAAUCAAUAAAAUGUUUUGUUGUCAAAAUUCGGACGAGGUACGUCCAAUUGAAAAAGAACGCCGUAACCGAGACCACUGUACAGACUUGCCAUUUGCAAUCAUUUUCAUAUUAUUUCUAUUUGGUCUUGGCGCUAUUGCAUUCUAUGCAUUCAAUAUUGGCAGUCCAUUUCGUUUGAUACAUGGAUCCGAUUCAUUUGGAAAUGUUUGUGGUCAAAAAAAUGUUCGAAUCGAUAAUAUACCAUUCACCGGUUUGGAUCUGCGAAAUCGGCCGAAUCUUUUUCAUUUGAAUCAACGUGAUCCGAAAAAUUCGAUCAAAAUUUGUGUGAAAAAAUGUCCAAAUCGUGAUUUGGUUAACAUGGCUGAAAUCUAUCAAUUUUAUACUCGAUAUAAUUCUUCGCUUUGCAGAUAUGAUUUUGAAUUCAAUACAACCAUGCCGACAACAACAUCUAGUCCAUUGCAAGAACCUCGUCUAUAUCCAACAUUGGAUCAACUACAGGAACAACCGAAAUUUAACGAUACUGGAUUAUGUCCAACUUUACCAGUGUUUAGAAACCGACGAUUACUUUAUUAUUGUGUUCCUGAAAUGGCCAUCGUGCAAGGUGUUGCAUUAGGACAUUCACUGUAUGAUUUCAUGUCAAGUCGUGUUCCAUUGAAAAAAAUUGUUGGCGAUAUAAUCAAUUCACAUGAAGAAAUGGUCAUCAUGGGUGUCGUAGCUGUCGUUGCUUCGAUUAUCACCGUAUUCUCUAUUCAUUUUGUUGCCAGUUUAGCAUCAUGGCUAAUUCUGGUUGUUAUAUCGGCUCUUCUAGCAAGUUUAACAAUUAUAUUCUGGUGGAUUUAUUUUAUUUCACGUAAUCGUGAAGCAUUACCGGAAAAAUUGGCUAAAUUAUUACCGGAAGAUUCUGAAAAUGAUUCGAUUCUUUUAACAGUGGCCAUCAUAUGUACGAUCGUUACGUUGGUUAUUAUCUAUGCUGCGGCUAGUAUGCGUUCUCAUGUCAAAUUCGUUGUCACAUUAUUCCAUGAAACUGCUUCAUGUAUUCGUACGAUGCCUUUUCUAUUGAUUCAACCAUUAUGGACAUUAUUAGCAUUGAUUGUUUUCCUAUUCUUUUUUUUAUUCAUAUUGAUGGCAUUGGCUACAUCGGAUCAUCAAUCACGUGAUCAACGAAUGUUACAGGCAGCAACCAAUACCGAUAAUGAUUUACUUUCCGUUGGUGCGGAAUUGAAAAAUAAACUUACAUCAUUCACAUUGAUACGAUAUCGUUCUUCAUCAUGGAUACAAUUCAUGUGGUGGUAUUUGCUUAUUGCAUUUGUUUGGAUUGCAGAAUUUCUUUGUUCUUGUCAACAAUUAAUUAUUGCCGGUGCCGUAUCAUCAUGGUAUUUUUCACGUGAUCGUGAAAAUCUUGGAUAUCCCAUUCUGAAUGCUACUCGUGAUCUUGUCUGCUGUCAUCUUGGUUCAGUAGCAUUAGGAUCAUUCCUGAUCACGGCUGUUAAACUUCCACGAUUGAUCAUUCAACAAACGACAGCACGAUUGAAACAAUUUGAUAAAUAUCGAUUAGCUCGUGCCGCAUUACAAGCUUGUGCUUGUUGUCUUUGGGUUGUGGAAAAAUUUCUUAGCUAUCUAACACGUAAUGCCUAUACAAUGGUUGUAUUGAAACGUACCAGUUUCUGUGUCAGUGCACGAUUAGCUUUUCAAACACUAUUUUCUAAUGCUAUUCGCGUGGCUGCCAUUAAUUCGAUUGGAGAUUUUAUAUUACUUUUGGGUAAAUUAUUGGUCACAUCAUUAACGGCUAUUGUAGGCGUAUUGUUGAUUCGUUCAAAUACAGCCGUUCAUUAUUGGAUGAUACCGGUGCUGAUAAUGUCAUUGUUUGCAUUCUGGAUAGCUCAUUGUCUAUUGUCCGUCUAUGAAAUGGUUAUCGAUGCAUUGUUUCUUUGUUUCUGUCAUGAUAUGAAUCAACAUAAUGGAUCACCGGGUAAUGAAUAUUAUGCACCAGAAUCGUUAAUGAAAUUUUUACGUGAAGAUGAACAAACCAUGUCUGAGAUAAGACCAAAUCAAUCGAUUCCAACAAAUGAAGAUGAAGAUGAAACAGAUAUGAAAAACAUACGACAACAACAACCACAAUCACAACAACAUCAACAGGAUGGAUUAUAUCCAGAUCUUGAUGAUUAUCAAACUAUUCGAUGAUAAUCAUGAUGAUGGUGAUAAUAAUAAUAAUAACCACCACCGAAAGAAA
Dermatophagoides farinae (American house dust mite) is the source of this 2990-nucleotide messenger RNA. It is a transcript of the gene Ctl1, whose product is annotated as choline transporter-like protein 1. Gene Ontology annotation, molecular function: transmembrane transporter activity. Gene Ontology annotation, biological process: transmembrane transport. Lineage: Eukaryota; Metazoa; Arthropoda; Arachnida; Sarcoptiformes; Pyroglyphidae. Gene Ontology annotation, cellular component: membrane. The record is from RefSeq and is a predicted model, not a curated record.